UCGUCGGACUCCCCCGGUGCGCCAGAGGGCAGAGCGCCGAGCGCAGCGGUUCCAAAACGCGCGAGACCAGCGCCAUUCAUCAGAGAGGACCGCGGGCACACCUGGUCGGACAGAGGAGAGCAGCUCAGCGCCAGACACGGCUCCACGCAGCAGCGCUCGGUACUCACGUGAGGAAUGCGGGGCCAUUAACUAAGCCGAAACUUCACAUCAACUUCAACUUUAUUUUCUCAACCUAUCAAACACGAAGAGGGCAUAAUGGCAACCGGCGGAUUUAAACCAAACGCCGCGACGGACUUCUUGGAGGAGUGGAAGGCGAAACGGGAGAAAGUGCGCAUCAAAAUGUUGGGGGACAUAGCCGCGGCGACCGGCGCGCCUUUGGUUGCCAGCAACCCGAACAACCACCCCGGUAACCGCCACGCCGAGCUCACCAACAACGGCAGCCCGGACCGGAGCGCCUCCGCCGGGAACUGCCUCCCCCCUCCCUCCGCCGCCUCCUCCAACUCCUCUUCCUCCUACGCGGUGGCUCGCUCUUCCUCCGGCACGGCUUUAAAGAGACCCGAGGAGGAGACGCCCCCCCACCACCACCCUCCUGCCCGCCCUGCUUCGCCCACAGCCGUCACCCCGCCGGGGAGCAGCCCGAAGAAGGCCGCCUCUCAGCCGGAGCCGGCUCCGUGUGACUCCCCGGACUCCGGCCCCAUGGCGUGCAACGACAGCGACAAGGGGAGCCCGUCGCCCGGGAAGGUCAAGGAGAAGAACAGCACCGGGCCCAGCACGAAGAAGGGCAAAGGGCAGAUCGAGAAGAGGAAGCUGAGGGAGAAGAGGAGAUCUACAGGUGUCGUCAGCAUACCAUCCAGUGAGAGCCUGGAUGAGCUGGACGACGACAACGCCGGGCAGAAGGACAGGAAGGAGGAGGAGCUGGUGCAGGCCAACACUUUCCAGAACGAGGCCAUGACAGCUGACCCUGCCAUCGGCCACUUAAUGGAGACCCCCAGAUCUGGGAGCGGCCGCCAGAAGAGCUCUGCGGGAUCUGAGGAAGAGGUGGGCGGCAACGGCAGACAACGACACAACCGUCACGCCAGAGACGAAGGCGCCGCGGCGCCGGGGACUUUGGAGAAAAGGAUGGAGGAGCUGGAGAAGGAGCUGGCCAGAGAGCGCCAGGAGAACGACCGGUUGCUGAAAUCCAACGAGGACCAAGACGACCUCAUCGGGAAGCUGAGGGAGGAGAUUAACUUGCUGAACAGAGACCUGGAUGACAUCGAAGAUGAGAACGAGCAACUCAAGCAGGAGAACAAGACUCUGCUGAAGGUGGUGGGUCAGCUGACGAGGUAGAGCGGCGCCGCCCCCGGGUCACGUCCAGCACCGCGGCCUCGAAUCCGUUUGAUCGCGUCUCUUUUUUUUCUUCUUCCGAAACCGUAAACCAGCCGUUCAGAGCCGCUCGGCCUUUAAUACAUUCCACGAGGAGGAUUUGUUCCAUUUGUUGUGCAAGCUGAGCGGACUCUGCCGUCGUACAUAUUUAAUGUAAAUUUAUUGUAUAUAGGGCCAUUUAGAUUUUUUUUGGGGGUGGGAUUUCUGAUAAGAUUUUAAAAAGUGAAAUGAAUGUAUGUGCUGCACAAACGAGCGCGCACACACACACACCAAAAGGAUUUAAAGAAAGUUUAGAGGUUUAUAAAACACACACCGCAGCCACCCGGGUCCGAUCUAUACGACGACGUCCAGACGCGUGACGUGUGUCCGAGGUCCAUCAGAGAACUUGAAGCUUCUGUCGACAAACUCUUGGAACUCUGCGGCCGCACCGUCAGCCCGAGUGCCGCGCGAAACAUGCGAGGCACGAUUCUUCUUUUUGAAAAAAACAGUGCGAGUCUGGCGCCUUGUUGACAACUCUUAGUGCCAGAUUCACUUCCCUCUAAUCGUUUCCUGUUUUAUUUGAAUCCCAGUGGGGCUUCUACAAACCUGUAUUUCAAAUUUAAAUGAGACUUUAUAUGAAUUAUAUGCUUUGCGCAUUUCAACGUUAACAUCUGCUUGUCCUUAGGGUGAAACACUUGCAUAUAUAUAUAUAUCAAUAUAUGUUUUGUGGAUGUGGAUUUUUUUCUUUUCUUUUUUCAUCUCCCUGUAAUUCGUUUACAAGUUAACAUCUUUGCGAUAUUUGAUAGAUGCUCCGCUGCUCUGUUUAUGGCGUCUACGAUGUGUGGAGUGAGCCGCAGUGCAUUUAAUGUUCUACACGAGGACCAAAUGAACUUCGGGAACACAAUGUUUUGAUUCUCUUUGGUUUGCUCAAGGGAACCGUCUCGACGGUCGAGGCCCUCUGCUCUCUGUAUUUAGAUCAUUUCAUUCCACACGGCGGCCCAAUCAUCUGCAGGUGGUCGUCGGCCGAUGGAUAGGAAGCUGCCACGUAAUCAACCCCGUCGCGGGCAGACAUCACACACACACACACACACACACACGCAUCUCUCUCUUUCCAUGACAUUAUGCAUGUACAGAAGAUGAAGUCAUUUAAUAAAAGUUUGAUUAUCUCUCUCCUCA
Molecule: messenger RNA, 2520 nt
Organism: Pseudoliparis swirei
Lineage: Eukaryota; Metazoa; Chordata; Actinopteri; Perciformes; Liparidae
Gene: pawr
Product: PRKC, apoptosis, WT1, regulator
Exons: 7
Coding region: 256-1329 (357 amino acids)
Biological process (GO): positive regulation of apoptotic process; apoptotic process
Cellular component (GO): cytoplasm
Source: RefSeq, a predicted model, not a curated record